AUGCGUUUCAAGCCUGCUCAGAUCAUCUCGCCAUCCUACCUCUUCAAUGUCCGCAUCCUCCAAGUCGUGCUCGCACUUAUCUAUCUGAUACUGCUAUGCUAUUGUGGUAUUCACCACGGCUGGUGGCUCAACCUUCAUCAGCCGUUGGGCUUUGGCAUCUCUGCCUCCUUACUCACGAUCCUAAUCGCCAUACCCGACAUUCUCAACCGAGACUUCACGCUCUCGAAUACGCUCUCCACCUACUUGUUCCAUUUCCUCCGCCUACUCUUCGAACUCCUCCUCAUCGCACUCUGGUGUGCCGCCUUCGUCACGAUGCUGCUACCCAAGGGCAAGGACUUCAGGCUGCUCUUUCAUAGGCCGCCGUACGUGGAGUGGAUUUGUGCGGUUGUGCUCGCUGCGAUUGAGCUGCUGGUUUUUGUAUGGAGUAUGGUGCUAGUGCUGCAGGAGAAGUACAAGGUUUCCGGCUGA
This is a messenger RNA of Letharia lupina, 468 nucleotides long. RefSeq lists its product as uncharacterized. The record is from RefSeq and is a predicted model, not a curated record. The transcript has 4 exons. Bases 1 to 468 code for a protein of 155 amino acids. Lineage: Eukaryota; Fungi; Ascomycota; Lecanoromycetes; Lecanorales; Parmeliaceae.